Messenger RNA from Orycteropus afer afer, 1221 nucleotides. NCBI's taxonomy places the organism in Eukaryota, Metazoa, Chordata, Mammalia, Tubulidentata, Orycteropodidae. The record is from RefSeq and is a predicted model, not a curated record.
CAGCACCAUGUCAUACACCUGCUGCCUGCCCAACCUGAGCUGCCGCACCAGCUGCUCCUCCCGGCCCUGUGUGCCCCACAGCUGUCAUAGCUGCACCCUGCCUGGGGCCUGCAACAUCCCUGCCAAUGUAGGCAGCUGUGGCUGGUUGUGUGAGGGCUCCUUUAAUGGCAAUGAGAAGGAGACCAUGCAGUUCCUGAAUGACCGCCUGGCCAGCUACCUGGAGAAGGUGCGCCAGCUGGAGCGGGAGAACGCAGAGCUGGAGGGCCGCAUCCGUGAAUGGAACCAGCAGCAAGUGCCCUACGCUUGCCCUGACUACCAGUCCUACUUCCGCACAAUUGAGGAGCUCCAGCAGAAGAUUCUGUGUGCCAAGUCUGAGAAUUCCAGGCUGGUGGUGCAGAUCGACAAUGCCAAGCUGGCCUCUGAUGACUUCAGAACCAAGUACCAGACAGAGCUCUCCAUGAGGCAGCUGGUGGAGGCUGACAUCAACAGCCUGCGCAGGAUUCUGGAUGAGUUGACCCUGUGCAAGUCUGACCUGGAAGCCCAGGUGGAGUCCCUGAGAGAGGAGCUGGUGUGCCUCAAGAAGAACCAUGAGGAGGAAGUCAACUCCCUGAGAAGCCAGCUUGGAGACCGCCUCAAUGUGGAGGUGGAUGCUGCCCCAACUGUGGACCUGAACUGUGUCCUGAAUGAGACCAGGUGUCAGUAUGAGGCCCUGGUGGAGACCAACCGCAGAGAAGUGGAGGAAUGGUUCGCCACACAGACCGAAGAGCUGAAUAAGCAGGUGGUGUCCAGCUCGGAGCAGCUGCAGACCUCCCAGGCACAGAUCACUGAGCUGAAACGUGCAGUCAAUGCCCUGGAGAUUGAGCUGCAGGCUCAGCAUAAUCUGAGAGACUCUCUGGAAAACACACUGACCGAGACUGAGGCCCGCUACAGCUCCCAGCUGUCCCAGGUGCAGUACAUGAUCACCAACGUGGAGUCCCAGCUGGCUGAGAUCCGUGGUGACCUAGAGCGUCAGAACCAGGAGUACCAGGUGCUGCUAGAUGUCAGGGCUCGGCUGGAGAGCGAGAUCAACACAUACCGGGGCCUUCUGGAGAGUGAAGACUGCAAACUGCCCUGCAACCCCUGUGCCACAACCAAUGCCUGUGACAAGUCCGUCGGAUCCUGCACACCUUGUGGUGUACGCUCCCGCUGUGGGCCCUGCAACACCUUUGGGUGCUAGAUGCC